GUGCGUGUGUAUGUCUGUGCUAGUCGGCGGGGAGAAAUUUCCGCUUCCUCCACCGACAAAACAUCCACAGCAACUUGAGAGAAAGGACUUCCACUCCGCCACCCCCGUUAAGCGGCGGAUCUCCACGGUGUUAAAAGCGAAAGCUUGGAGCUAAAGGGAUCGUUAACUUAAAAGUAUCCACGGAACCGUUGUUUUCUUGUUUCGCUGCUGACAGAUAAAGGAGGUUGAAGAAGAAGAGAUAGAGAGAGAGCGAGAGCAGAGACGGAGAAACGGAGCGCACUAGCACCGCUGGUUUAAACGGACACGCAUACCUCCAGCAUGGAGCGCGGGGGGCUCCCGAAGACUGGAGGUGUUCCGUCUCCACAACCCUCCAAGCCGGUGACGAUCACCUCGAAUCGCCCGGUGCAGAUGAACCUGUAUGCAACGUGGGAAGUGGACCGAUCAUCUCCGAGCUGUGUGCCUAGGCUGUUCAAUCUGACCCUGAAGAAGUUGGUGAUGCUGAAGGAGCUGGAUAAGGAUCUGACAUCAGUGGUCAUCGCUGUCAAACUCCAGGGAUCGAAGCGUAUUUUGCGCUCCAAUGAAAUUCUGCUGUCUUCGGCUGGACUCACAGAGACCGACCUACAGCUCACAUUCUCUCUGCAGUAUCCCCACUUCCUGAAGCGCGAUGCCAACAAGCUGCAGAUCAUGCUGCAGCGCCGCAAGCGCUACAAGAACCGCACCAUCCUGGGCUACAAGACACUGGCCCUGGGACUCAUCAACAUGGCAGAGGUGAUGCAGCACCCUACGGAGGGUGCCCAGGUGCUGGGUCUCCACAGCCAGCUGAAGGAGGCCUCGGUGCCCGUGGCAGAGGUGCGCGUCUACAGCCUCUCCAGCCAGCCCAUCGACCAGCCCAGGGCCAAGGCUUCUGAUCGUUCUCCUGAUAUCGAUAACUAUUCUGAGGAGGAGGAGGAGAGUUACUCUUCAGAGCAGGAGGGCAGCGACGAUCCAGUCCAUGGACAGUAUCUGUUUGAUGAGGAGGACGAGGUGCGAAAGAAGAAGCCCAGGCGCAAGCUGACACCCAACGCCUCCAUAACCAGAGCUCAGCCCAACAUCAAGCAGAAGUUUGUGGCCCUGCUGAAGCGGUUCAAAGUCUCCGAUGAGGUGGGCUUUGGCCUGGAGCACGUGUCCCAUGAGCAGAUCCAGGAGGUGGAGGAGGACCUGGACGAGCUGUACGACAGCCUGGAGCUCUACAACCCCAGCGACAGCGGCCCGGAGAUGGAGGAGACCGACAGCAUACUCAGCACUCCCAAACCCAAACUACGGCCUUUCUUCGAGGGCAUGUCACAGUCCAGUUCUCAGACGGAGAUCGGCAGCCUGCACAGCAAAGGGAGCCUGCCCAGAGACAGUCACCUCUUCAGCCUGCAGGGGGAGCAGCCAUCAGGGGAGCGUAUGAAGCACUCCCAAUCACGCACACGCAACCUGGACGAAGCGCACUGCGAAGUGGACGUCCUGGAUCUGGGAGAGUCAGAGCUGUGUUCUGAGGGUCCCAGCAUCACGGUCUCCUCGGCAGACAAACACAAAUCCCCCAUGAAGACACACCGGAGUGAGAGCCAGCCCACCAUACCCUCACCAAGGCUGGAGGGCGUCCACACUCCGCGUCAGAAGCGAGGCAGCUGCACCCCCCUGAAGGAGCAGCGGCAGCUCUCCAAGCCGCUCAGCGAGAGGGGCAACAGCUCCGACAGCGAACGCUCUCCUGAGCUCGCACACACACAGGUGCUGAGGAAGGCGGUGUAUGACCAGUUGAAUCAGAUCCUGCUGUCCGAUGCCGUACUACCAGAGAGCCUCAUCAUGGUCAAUGCAACAGACUGGCAAGGACAGUACGUGGCAGAGCAUCUCCAGGCCCAGAGGCAGCCGGUGGUGUGCACCUGUUCAGGAGCUGAGGUGCAGGCCGUCCUCUCAGCCGUGCUCACACGCAUCCAGAAGUUUUGUAACGUUAACUCGUCCAUGCCGCGGCCGGUCAAGGUGGCGGUGGUGGGGGGGCAGUCCUACCUCGGCUCCAUCCUGCAGUUCUUCGUCUCGCAGCUGGCCAACAAGACCUCCGAUUGGCUCAGCCACAUGCGCUUCCUGGUCGUGCCUCUGGGUUCUCACCCCGUUGCUAAGCACCUGGGGGCUCUUGACAACCGCUACAGUUCCUGUUUCCUGGACGGAGCCUGGAGGGAGCUCUUCAGUCGCACAGAGCCUCCACAGACAGAUUUUGUAGAUGUGGCUACCCGGAUCAGCCAGUAUGUCAGUGGAGCGUCCCUCACGCACCAACUGCCCAUCGCUGAAGCCAUGCUCACCUGCAAACACAGAAUGCGUGAAGAGGACUCCUAUCAGAAGUUCAUCCCCUUCAUUGGGGUGGUGAAGGUUGGAUUAAUAGAGGCUGGCCAGUCCUCAUCAGGAGACGGAGAAGAGGGCGUGGCUGUGACCUUGGCUGUUCCCUCCACGUCCCCUCCCUCCCACGGCUCCCCUGCCAGCCUCAAGGAGACCGCCACACCCCCAUCCUCUCCAUCCAUGGGAGGCGUGCUCAAUGUACAGGGGAGUCCCAGUAACCCCCAUGCGAUGGACGCCAUUGGUCUGCAGGUGGACUACUGGCUGGCCUCAUUGGCCGAGAAAAGGCGUGAGGGAGAGAGGCGGGACACGGGCUGCAAGAACACGCUCAAGUGUGCCUUCCGCUGCUUACAAGUGAGCCGGCUGCCACCAGGGGGUGCGAGUGAGCCAGCACAGGCCCAGGUCAGCACCAUGGCCAUGAGCGUCGUCACCAAAGAGAAGAACAAGAAAGUGCCCACCAUCUUCCUGGGUAAGAAGCCGCGUGAGAAGGAGGUGGACUCCAAGAGCCAGAUGAUCGAGGGCAUCAGCAGACUCAUAUGCUCUGCCAAGCAGCAGCCCACUAUACUCAGAGUGUCCAUCGACGGUGUGGAGUGGAAUGACGUCAAGUUCUUCCAAUUGGCUGCCCAGUGGCCCACGCACGUCAAGUACCUUCCCAUUGGCCUGUUCGGCUACAGCAAGCCGCCCUCCUAAGCUAAGGCCCGCCUCUUCCUGCAGCCCCCCAGCCAACCAGAACCAACACCUUCCAAGCCUUUCCAAUCACAGAGCAGUGAUUGGGCGGCAAGGCUGGUCUUCUCGAAAAUACCGUUCAGUAGAUGUAUUAUCCCGCCUUGGUGUUUUAAAACGUUUUUAUUUCUCUUUAGUGUGGGGUGGGAGGUACAGAUUUCAUUUGAUUUGAGUGUUACAGUGUGUGUGUGUGUGUGUGUGUGUGUG
Molecule: messenger RNA, 3279 nt
Organism: Engraulis encrasicolus (European anchovy)
Lineage: Eukaryota; Metazoa; Chordata; Actinopteri; Clupeiformes; Engraulidae
Product: phosphofurin acidic cluster sorting protein 1-like
Exons: 26
Coding region: 319-3039 (906 amino acids)
Biological process (GO): protein localization to plasma membrane
Molecular function (GO): transmembrane transporter binding
Source: RefSeq, a predicted model, not a curated record